CUCUUACCAUCUCAAACACUUGGUGUAGACAGAGAAAUUUUUCAGUUUUUUAUACGGUCUGAUUAGUUAUUUUGGUUGCAGGUAAAUCCAAUCAGCAUGGUUCUGAAGGUGGAAGAUGACGAACCGUACGGGGAAACUAAGCCCAUUUUGGACGCAGGUGGAACAAGUGACGCGGAAGACACUGAUCUGAGAAUACAAGAGGUGUAUAAAAGUAUUACUAGUACAAUUAAGACUGAUCCGCUAACGAUAGACAAGCCAGCGGUCGCCCUAGAUCUCUUCUCCACAGCUGUGCACGUGAAGAAUGCGGCGUUAGCGAAGCAAUGUAUCGAAAUCCUUAACAAUCUCCUAAACAAAAGAGAUGCGCUUCUGAUCUUGAACCAUCUGUCUAAAUGCAGAUCGGAUACGACAGGCGACACGUGUGAUUUGGAACCGUCUGCACCUCCUAUAGAAGAAGCUCCUGAUGAAGAUUGGGUACAUGAUUUGGUAGACAACCUUAGGAACAACUGUCUGUUAGAAAUCGACAAGCAUGCCGACUACGUGCUGAAGCAGAAGGAAUUUUUGGAAUUGGUAUACGCAGAUGUGCUCAGUAUAACCACAAGGGACACGUUGCAAGUUUCAAGUGAGAUUAUAGUAUACAGUGCUAUCAUGAGGUGGUGUAUAGAAGAGUGCAGAAGAAGGACCUUGCAGACGCAGAAGGUCAAUUUAAAGGCUGUGCUGAGGGAUCUCGCCUAUGCUCCAAGGUAUGGCCUCAUGUCAAAAAAGGAGUUCCUAUGCCGAACGAUAGAUGGUGUGAAAGGACCAGAUCGAAGCGGUGUCCUGGACGAGGCAGAAACCGAAAGAAUACUGGAACACAUCAGGAAGCGCGGAAAAAACAAUCCUGGCGAACUACCUUUCAAGGGUUCAGUACCUAGAAGGGCUUCAAAUGGCAAACACUGGAUGUUGCAUUCUGGAAUGACCAGUACGAAAGGCACAUGUGACAAGUUCAUCAUCAACUUUCUUACAUGCUGGACUGCUGUUUUUGACUGAAUUAUCUGCAUCCUAACCAGGCCAGGCAAUAGAAAAUAAGAGGGUUUCAAUAGGGACACUACCAGAAAAUAGGUUUGGGAUAGUAAAUUACACAGGUCGACGCUUACCCAGAAACCAGAAUAUACUUUCCCGAAGGCUUUUGGCUCUAGUUUCCGAGACAUCCUAUCCUGAAAGUACAAGAAUAGCAAUUUUGCCUAUUUAUGAGGAUAUGUAGCAUGGUGAAUUAUUUUUUCAAAAGACCAUAGACAGUCUGAAAGUAUCAGAUACAAGCCUUGUCUUUUCAAAUGCCGUUGAGGUUUGCUCAAAUAUAUUUUUCUUUCGCUGAGAUAUGGCACUUUGAACCUUUAAUUUUUCUGAUCUGGAUCGGAUCAUCUUUUAUCAGAAGAACUUAUUUUUUAUUUUAAGAAAAGUGUGUAAUCGAAAGUAAAAACAUUAAACUCGGCUUUGAUAGGGUGGAGUGGCAUGUGGUUUGCUAAAAUUCAGAUAUUUCAUUGACUACUUAUGGGUUUUUUUAGUUGGCAGAUCGUAAUUCAUAAAAGUACUUGUUAUUACAUUUUUGAUUUAUUUCAAUACAAACCUCAAUUUUGAUGCAUAAAGUGCAGUAUACCAAAUACUAGUACAGUGAAAUUGCGGAAAAUUAAAAUUUUAAAGCGAAAAAAGGGCAUUUGAAAGGCUUGUGAUUUGAAAAAACGUCUAUAAUUGAAAAAAAUAUUUCACCAUACUCGGAAACCAGAGCCAAUUGAUAGAUCUGGACCACGGAUGAUUUCAAUUCGGCGCAUCAGAAACCUUCAGGAAAGUAUACUCUGGUUUUUUGGUAAGAAUCUCGACGUCCUGUCUUAUCACAUAGAGGUUUCUAUGGGCCGGCCCAGAAACAGUUGUAAAACUUUUAAAAAUUCCAUGUAUCCGAACUAAACUAGAUGAACUUGAAAGGCCUCUAUUUGUAUUAACAGUAUAGUGAUUUGGAGGAAAAUGGAUGACUGGACUACAAAAAAUCAAUUUACUAUCUUUUUAUCAUUAUCUCAUCAUUAUCAUGUGUAGUUAAUAUUUAAAAAUAUAAUUUCUGAAUGAGGGGCCUUCCAACUUUAUCUAAUGAAUUUUCGGGUAUUAGGCCAGAAUUUUUUUAAUAUUUGAUCCAUAUAAGUCUAAGCUCCCUUUAUACCAAAUUGCUGUCUUUCGUCUGUUGACUAUACUACUAAGCAUGCAUUUUCUUCACUCUACGAAACACACAAGUUCAUAGGAUAUUGUACAUGUAUCAGUUGAAUGUCAUUUUUUUCUGGUGGAAUUUCUACGGGCCAAACAAGUAGUUGUGUACCCUCAACUCACGUAAGAAAUUUUUGUGAUAUGUAAUACUUCACUACCGCCAUCUCGAAUCACGUUUGGGAAUUUUUAGAAGGCUUUAGCGCAUACAGUGAAUAUAAUACUAGCUUCAAAACAAUAAGAGUAAUUUUCAGCAUUUUUCAUCACAUUCGAUGUUAGGCAGAAGUAGUGAAGGAGGGAUUGUCUAUAGAAUUAAAUGAUUUUUAUCUUGCAAAGAUAGGACGGGAAAUAGUCCACCUAGUAUCUUCGUAUCUGCUCGGCAAAAUAUCAUGAUUUGGAUUUUUGCAUAAUCUUAUCCUAAUCUGUAUGUUGGCAAACCCAAAAUGCGGCAAAAACAAUUGUUUACACAUUUUUUAAUAACUUUUAUAAAUUGAUUAUUGCGCCCCGGUCAGCAUUUUUAGGUUUACCUGGAACAUUGUAAAUAAGGCAGAUGUUUUAAAUAUUUUUUUCUCUACCGUUGACAGUUUUCCAGAUAUAAGCGACUCAAUAUUUCAAAGUGUGAAACGCCAUCUUUAACCCUGUAAAACAAUAUAAAAAUUCGAUAAUGUUAUCAAAGUACCUAAAUAUUCUUCAAAGAUCCAUUAAUAAAGCUCCAAAGCAUUUUAGGAGCUUAUCGGAAUAAUUUACUGCGAUAAGCCUUAUAUAAGUAGAGUUGUUCAGCUUUCGUUUGUUGUCGAUCGAGACCAAGCCUACACCUGAGGAGUUGCCAAAUAGCACGAACCAGUUGUUCAGGUUUGGCCGCCUGUGGUCGGACGAACGAAAGCUAUAUUACAAGCAUUUUAGGGUGUACUGUUAUUGUAAAACGUUUUUUUAGUUGCUAAUCAAGUAUGCGCUUAUUUUUAGCACAUCCUCCUCAGUCUGUGCAAGGCCCAGAUAAGACCAAGCCUUGAGUACUGCUCACAUGAUUGAGGUUCUGCCAACUCGAAUACAUUGUCCACACUCGAUGCUGUUUAGAGGUGGUAAACGAUUUUGCAUUCUUGUACCGCUACGUCAGCUGGGUUUGCCCCUCAGAGCUCUUCUCAAUCAUGACGCCGCACGUUGAGACUGCUAGACGUAUCACCCAGGCUUCUGCCUCCCAUCCCAGCUCUGUCGAACUUCACAUAUAUGUACGACCACUCCUUCAUUUCUAGGAUGUCAAAAUUGUUGUGGUCUGCUAAUCUUGGCAGUUCAAAAAUUGGACUAUCAAUGCAGCUUUAAGUUCCUUAUAGCAGUCGUGGUGCUCCGGUAAUUCGGCUUCUGUCUACGCGACGCUUGAGUAUAAAAAUGAAAUUAAAAAACAAGAGCUUACAAUAAUGCGACCUAAAAUGUUUGGGAUUUUGUUAAUCGAUUUUGGAGGUCUGGCAACACUGUAGUUAUCGUUCCUUAAUAUUGUUUUACGAAUCGAAAUUGGGACAUCUUUUAUUUUUGAAAAUUAAAUCGCUUAUGUUUCGUACAAAAUCAUCUUUAGAAACAUGUUUUGAAGCACCUUUUUUGUUCAGAAUGUCGUAAAAGACUAAACACAUUUUAAUCGGAGCGAUAAAAAUAUUUUUUUAAAUUUGUUUACAAAAAUCGAUCAAACAAAUAUUGACACAAUUUUGGGCUAGGCAACACGUAGAUUUACUGAGAGGGGUUCUUUUUGAAUGAGAUUAUGCAAAAAAUCUGAAUAAGAAUAGUUUUCCGAGCAGAUGUAAAGAUCGUACCUGGUAUAUAUAAAAAAAAACUUGACUGAAUUAAAGUUUACAUAUGGCAGUAAUUGAAAGAAUUACAUACUCAAAUUUUUGCCAAUAAUAAUCCGUACAUCUCUAAAUGUGAUUUUUCUAAUUAAUCUACGAUAACAAUCAGAAUGUACUCAAUCUUCUUGAAGUUCAGCAACUCAUUUUUUUCUGAAAUUGAAACGUGAAAAAAUACUUAUUAAUUGUCGUAUAUAACUUUGAAGAUUGAGCAAUAUUCCUAUAUAUGCAUUCAUACCGCACAACUGACAGAGGAAUUUCACAAUGGGUUGAGCUAGGCGAUUAUAUCAAUGCUGAUUUACACAAGCCGUUAGCUAUGACACACUAUCACCCGCAAUAACGUAUAUCCUAGAAGUUUUAGCACAAAACUUUUAGCACAUACAUUAGGAUUUCAUUUAAAUGAGUAAAUGCAAGUGCGCUUAAUAUAAGUUUUAUUAUCGAAAUAAAGCAGCGCAAAGCGCCAUCUAUUACCAGAAUCGACUACUGCGAGAGUGUAUAGUAGCUACCGGCUAGAAGUGUACAGAUCUCAGUUCGCGUUUGAUAGACCCGUCACCCCUGUGACCGAUAGAUGGAUGACGAUUCUGGCGGUAUAGUAGAUGUGGUCUACUCACCAUUGUUUUUAAGUUGCCAAAAAGCGCAAAACAGCUAACCAAAGUUUUCGCAUUAAUCUUAGUCCAUUGAUAUUACCUCUAAAGGUAGGCAGUGGCGCGUAUCGACCUAGUCUGAGCCAUUGUGAAAAACGCGUAUCAAAAAGCAACCAAUUUUGAUCAGCAACUGAUAUCUUUGUCUGUUUAUAACUUUAGGCGUGGUUAUGCCUGAGUUUCACUAUCUACUUCUAGCUUUUCAGAAUAGCCCCCAUUAUUACAGGUAAUGUAUUCUUAAGAUUUUAGUCACUUAUUGGUCUGGAGUUGACUAUUCCGACAUAACCGUAUAAAUGAUGUUUUCCUGAAUAAAGAUGUUUUCUAAUACAUUGUAACACUAAAACAUCCUCAACUAUAAGUGUCGGUCACAAUUCGUGGCGAGGAAUAGGACACACUGCACAUCUCCUAAGAUGUUAAAUUGUAUGUUGAGAACGUCGACACUCAAUGUACUAUAUCACGUAUUUACAAUAGCACAUCUUGAUACGGCAGAUGUGUUAACAGAUAUCGUAAGUAAAUUUUAGCUGUGUAUGUUGUGAUUUUAAGCUUUUAACUAUGUUGUUUUGUUUAUAUUAAACGUUUUAUCCUUAUCAAGCUUUAUUGCAAGCAAAUGCUUUCUAACAUGUGAUUUAGUUACGUCGUCUUUUCUAUAUUUAUUUUUUUUUGUAAGAUUUAUUUAGUUUUUAAGUUUUUUAUGCUAUUAUUCUGUCGGAUACUCAAAGCUUUAUGCAAUAUACUUUUAAUGUGUACUUAUUUGACUAUAUUUUUUCUUAUUUCUUUGACAAAGAAAAAAAUGUACGUAGAUUUGAAAUAAUCAUAAGUUACAAAUAUUGAUAGUAUGGCAGAAAGCAACGAAUUUUUUGCAUGUAUACCUAUAUUUUAUUAAUUUUUCAAACAGAACGUUAAGGAAUUUAUAGGUAUUUGUCUAUAUCGUGAACCUUAGGUAUUAAAUAGAAUUUUGUACUGGAAUCAACGAUCUAAUUUGAUUGACCUGUAAUCUAGGGUCAUAUCUUUUCAGAAAUACCCGAAUUUUGAAUAUUCGAACUGAAGAUACUGGUUCACGAUAUGAUAAAUCACCUCUAACUAUAUAUCCGAGUGCACUUGUUAAUAUGGCUGGAAACCUUUUUGUAAUUUAUUUUCCAUUUCUCUGACGUAAUUGUCUAUUGUUUUUUUAUAAGCUGUGAUGUGUUUAGUAUUAUCAAUUAUUCUAUUUCGUUCAUUUCUUGCUGGAAGAAAAGUACUUUAUUAUUCAAUGGUGUUAUUGGAAAUUGGGCUGGACCUAACAAGUUGAUGGAUUAGAACCUUUAUUGUUGUUGAUUAAAUUCAAUUUAUUUAUUGUGCAUAGGUAUUGAAAGUCUAGGAGAAGAAAUAUGUUUAGAAGAGGUUAUAACGUACAUGUUUUGUAUGAGGUUUAGAAUACGUGGCGAGCUCAUGUUCCAUUUGAGCAAUGUUCAUAUACAUUUAUAAUCAUUAUAUCUGUGUAUUACGGAAUUGUAAUAUCAAAAAAUAAAUAAAUAUACUAUUAAAUCG
This is a messenger RNA of Acanthoscelides obtectus, 6220 nucleotides long. The record is from the annotation of a GenBank genome assembly. NCBI's taxonomy places the organism in Eukaryota, Metazoa, Arthropoda, Insecta, Coleoptera, Chrysomelidae.